UGGGGGUGGGGGGGGGGGGGGGGGGGGGGGGGGGGGGGGGGGGGGGGGGGGGGGGGGGGGGGGGGGGGGGGGGGGGGGGGGGGGGGGGGGGGGGGGGGGGGGGGGGGGGGGGGGGGGGGGGGGGGGGGGGGGGGGGGGGGGGGGGGGGGGGGGGGGGGGGGGGGGGGGGGGGGGGGGGGGGGGGGGGGGGGGGGGGGGGGGGGGGGGGGGGGGGGGGGGGGGGGGGGGGGGGGGGGGGGGGGGGGGGGGGGGGGGGGUGGGGGGGGGGGGUGGGGGGGGGGGGGGGGGGGGGGGGGGGGGGGGGGGGGGGGGGGGGGGGGGGGGGGGGGGGGGGGGGGGGGGGGGGGGGGGGGGGGGGGGGGGGGGGGGGGGGGGGGGGGGGGGGGGGGGGGGGGGGGGGUGGGGGGGGGGGGGGGGGGGGGGGGGGGGGGGGGGGGGGGGGGGGGGGGGGGGGGGGGGGGGGGGGGGGGGGGGGGGGGGGGGGGGGGGGGGGGGGGGGGGGGGGGGGGGGGGGGGGGGGGGGGGGGGGGGGGGGGGGGGGGGGGGGUGGGGGGGGGGGGGGGGGGGGGGGGGGGGGGGGGGGGGGGGGGGGGGGGGGGGGGGGGGGGGGGGGGGGGGGGGGGGGGGGGGGGGGGGGGGGGGGGGGGGGGGGGGGGGGGGGGGGGGGGGGGGGGGGGGGGGGGGGGGGGGGGGGGGGGGGGGGGGGGGGGGGGGGGGGGUGGGGGGGGGGGGGGGGGGGGGGGGGGGGGGGGGGGGGGGUGGGGGGGGGGGGGGGGGGGGGGGGGGGGGGGGGGGGGGGGGGGGGGGGGGGGGGGGGGGGGGGGGGGUGGGGGGGGGGGUGGGGGGGGGGGGGGGGGGGGGGGGGGGGGGGGGGGGGGGUGGGGGGGGGGGGGGGGGGGGGGGGGGGGGGGGGGGGGGGGGGGGGGGGGGGGGGGGGGGGGGGGGGGGGGGGGGGGGGGGGGGGGGGGGGGGGGGGGGGGGCGUGGGGGGGGGGGGGGGGGGGGUGGGGGGGGGGGGGGGGGGGGGGGGGGGGGGGGGGGGGGGGGGGGGGGGGGGGGGGGGGGUGGGGGGGGGGGGGGUGGGGGGGGGGAGGGGGGGGGGGGGGGGGGGGGGGGGGGGGGGGGGGGGGGGGGCUUGUGGUGGUGUGUGUUGGUGUGUGGUUUUGUGUUUGUGUUUGGUUUUUUUGUAG
This is a messenger RNA of Dicrocoelium dendriticum, 1189 nucleotides long. NCBI's taxonomy places the organism in Eukaryota, Metazoa, Platyhelminthes, Trematoda, Plagiorchiida, Dicrocoeliidae. The record is from the annotation of a GenBank genome assembly.